GCAGAGAAAGAGAGGCGAGAAGCAGGCGGCCGAGAGGGUGGUGGGAGCACCCGGCUGGCAUCCGCCAGGGCCCCGGAGACACUGCGUGGUGGGUCCCCCCCACCCUGCCAGGCUGGAUUUGGUGGGUUAGAGCAGAGAGGCGAGGCUGAGCAAACACUCUCUCCGCGGCCAGGGGAGAAACGGACGGACAACGGAUCUGGCCGGCCAAGGGGGUACAGCUGGGGCUCUCGGAUGUUCGCCAUGAGGCUCCUUCGCCUGGCUUUCCUGCUGGGCUGGAUGAUGUUCGGGGCCUUCGGAGCCGAGGAGUCCUGCGAGGGGCGCUGCGAGGCGGGCUUCGACAUCCAGAAGAAAUGCCAGUGCGAUGACCUGUGUCUCUACUAUCAGAGCUGCUGCAUCGAUUACGCCACCGUCUGCAAAGCGAAAGUGACCCGCGGAGACAUGUUCCUACAGCCGGAGGAUGAUUAUCUAGACUACUUCGAUCCAAGCAACGUCACGGCCCUCGUGCCCACCGCCACUGCCACCGCCGCCCCCGAGGUGCCGACAGCCACCCUCUCCGAUUACACAUGGGUGGAUGAAGCCGACGUGGGGGCCAGCGUGCCCCCUGGGGGGGACCUGCUCCCCCCCACAGAGGAGGGUCCCACCGUGGGGCCGGAAGAGGAGGUUUUGUGCAGUGGAAAACCUUUCGAUGCCUUCACCAGUCUGAAGAACGGCUCCAUCUAUGCUUUCCGUGGGAAGUAUUUCUACGAGCUGGACGAGAAGACCGCGCGCCCAGGGUACCCCAAACUCAUCCAGGAGGUGUGGGGCAUUGAGGGACCCAUUGACGCAGCCUUCACCCGCAUCAACUGCGAGGGCAAGACGUACCUUUUCCAGGGGGGGCUCUACUGGCGCUUGGCCGACGGGGUCCUGGAGCCGGGCUUUCCCCGCAACAUCUCCGACGGCUUCAAGGGGAUCCCCGACCACCUGGACGCGGCCUUUGCCCUGCCGGCCCAGAACUACUUCUCCAGCGAGAGGGCCUACUUCUUCAAAGGGAACAAGUACUGGUCGUACGACUUUGCCAACCAGCCGAGCCGCCAGGCGUGCGAGGAGACCUCUCCGUCCGUGGUGUUCGACCACUACGCCCAGCUGCAGGCGGACAGCUGGGACGAAAUCUUCGAGAUCCUCUUCGGGGGCAGCCGGCGGACCCCUUUUCUAGGUGGAGCCAGCAGGCCCCGUUUCAUCAGCCGCGACUGGCGAGGGAUCCCCAACCACGUGGACGCCGCCAUGCUGGGGAGGCUGUACGUGGCCCAGAGCCCACCGCAGCGCCACAUGAGCAGGAAGUCCUCGCGCCGGCACCGGAAGAAGUACCGCCGCCGGCAGCGCUGGGGCCGACUGGAUUCCCUUUGGGACUGGCACGGCGACAGCUCCGAGUCUGAUGAAAUGGACUGGCUCCUGAGUGGAACCACGGCUUGCCAGCCAUUCCAGAGCGUCUACUUCUUUGUCGACGACAAGUACUACCGCCUCAACCUGCGCACGCGUCGGGUGGACUGGGUGUACCCCAAAUACCCGCGGCCGAUCGCCAAGUACUGGCUGGGGUGCCCUUCUGAGGAAGAUCUCGCCUGAGCUCCACGGCGAACCCCUCCGGGCCGAGGACGGCUGCAAAAUAAAAGUUUUUGCACCUCUGCGAACA
Molecule: messenger RNA, 1666 nt
Organism: Pogona vitticeps (central bearded dragon)
Lineage: Eukaryota; Metazoa; Chordata; Lepidosauria; Squamata; Agamidae
Gene: VTN
Product: vitronectin
Biological process (GO): cell adhesion mediated by integrin; cell-matrix adhesion; immune response
Molecular function (GO): integrin binding; polysaccharide binding; extracellular matrix binding
Source: RefSeq, a predicted model, not a curated record